AUCAUGACUUGAAACAAAUUAAACAGCACACAACAAUACAGCAUUUUGUUGUGAGAAACAGUCAACAAAUAAAGACCUAAUUCAUCCAUUUUUAUAAAUAAUAGUAAAUACUAAAUAGUAAUAAUACUAUUAUUCAUUUUUAGAUAUGGGUGCUACGUCGAUGGUUCGAGGUGGAGGCACCAGGUUUCUCCCUUUGGGUUUGAUCAGCAUGGAACCGUUGUCGCCGGGGUGUGACAGCAGCAGCAGGGUCAAUUCUUCUUCCUAUGCACAGAAACCUUCAGAUCAAGAUAUUAAUGCAACCAGAUUUGGCGAUGUGGAGUUUGAGUUUCUUGGUGAUAUUUCCCUCCUUGAUAAUAAUGGUCAUCAUGAUGAUGACCUCUGUCACCGCCAUAACAACGAUCCUAUGCAGUUUGACGACGAUGAUGAAGAAGAAGAAGACGGUGAUAGUAACAACAAUAACGGUGACGCUAACGAGAGCAUAACCUUCUGGCAAAACCAGUACCAGCUCUUGCAGGCGAACAUACAGAGAACAAGUUCGUUGGAAUCGCGGAUAAGGAAUGAGGCGAAAGAGGCGGUUGAGGAGCUAAGAAGGUCGCCGGAGAUGGUGUGCAGUUGCAGCGGGAGCGGGAGACAGGUGGAUGCCAGCUCAUGCCGUAACUGCCUCAUGAGACAAGUCUCCAGGCGCCUCCAGGGUGCCGGUUUUGACAGUGCUAUUUGCAAAACCAAAUGGAGAACCUCACCCAACCUUCCAGCAGGAGAGCACACUUUUGUGGACGUGAUAGAUAAUACAAGCUCCAAGAGAGGAGACAUAAUUAGGGUGAUCAUAGAAGUGAACUUCCGAGCAGAGUUUGAGAUGGCGAAGACUUGUGAGGAAUACAACCGCCUGGUGCAGCGGCUGCCGGAGGUUUUCGUGGGGAAGGUGGAGAGACUAAAUAACAUAAUCAAAGUGUUGUGCAUGGGAGCAAAGAGGUGCAUGAAGGAGAACAAAAUGCACAUGGGGCCAUGGAGGAAGCAAAGAUACAUGAGUGCUAAGUGGCUGGGUCCAUGUGAUAGGAACACUUCAACAACACCGCUUUCAAUGGGACACUCUCAGUCUAAGAGAAUGCCUAAGCCAAAGGCAAAGGCAUCCAUGCUGACAGUGGAUCUACACCACCUUACGCCGGCUGUUAAAGUUCUCUAAACAAUUUUGUUUUAUCUUUAAAAGGAGUAAUCAAAUUAUUUAAUUUGAUUUUAUUUGUUUAUAUAUUUAUGUAUUGGUGGUAUUUGGGGGCAGCAC
Molecule: messenger RNA, 1276 nt
Organism: Arachis ipaensis
Lineage: Eukaryota; Viridiplantae; Streptophyta; Magnoliopsida; Fabales; Fabaceae
Source: RefSeq, a predicted model, not a curated record